GAACUUCCCCUUUAAUUUUAAUCGCGAUCUUCAAAUUGGCAGUUCUCAAAAUGGCGACACACAGUACACUCGAGACUCCGGUGGCAAGAGUACAAAUCGACGGCUUGGUUGUGUUGAAGAUCAUCAAGCAUUGUGAAGAAGAAGGAGGCAGUGAUGGAGAGAUGGUACAAGGAGUCCUCCUCGGCCUCGUCCAAGGUGACACGCUAGAGAUCACAAAUUGUUUUCCGUUCCCAAAGCAAGCAGAUGAGGAAGAUUUUGAUGAAAUCCAAUAUCAGAUGGAAAUGAUGAGGAAUUUACGGCACGUGAACAUCGAUCAUCUCCACGUUGGGUGGUACCAGUCGACAAAAUAUGGCACAUUCCUCACCAAGGCACUGCUAGAUUCACAGUACAACUACCAACACUCCAUCGAAGAAUCAGUUGUCCUUAUUUAUGAUCCUGUCAAGACGUCUAAGUCCAGUUUGAGUCUCAAAGCUUACCGGCUAACAGAACAGGCAAUGAGUGUAUCACAGGAUAUGGAAUUCACAUUAGAGAGCAUCAGGAAAUCAGGGCUUAGUUUUGACAAACUCUUCGAAGAGAUCCCCAUCGCGAUCAAGAACUCUUACUUGGUGAAGACACAGAUCUGUGAGAUCGAAGGUCUUUCUACGCCUGGUGACGACAACUUCCUUAGCCUCUCCACAGGGACCCUUCUUGAGAAGAACGUAGAACUACUUAUGGAUCAGGUGGAUGAGCUGUGGCAGGACACCAAUAAAUUUGUCAGCUAUCAGCGUAAUAUGGCAAAGACCAACGCAGCCAGACAACAACACAUACACAAAAGGAACCAGGAAAAUGCAGCCAGGGAGGCGAGAGGAGAAGCCCCUCUGCCUGAUGAAGAUCUAACCAAGAUGUUCAAAGCCCCCACCAUGCCUGCACGUCUGGACACCAUGCUCCUGGCUGGUCAGAUGAAGAACUACUGCACAGAGAUCAAGCGCCUCUCGUCCCAGAGCUUCGGCAAGCUAUUUAUGGCCGACGCACUUCAACCAAAACCCUCUUCAUGAGAAAAAAUGUCCCUUUUCUUCGCUUUUCACCAUGUCCCAGAGUCUGUCCCCCAAUAGCAUGAAAAAUGGCUUGAAACAGUGUUAGGAAUUCUGUGGAAAACUAGCCAUCUUCAUCCCACAGUUUCUGCAAGCUGUUACCGGCUGACACGCUCUAAAGGAAACCUUCAUCAUGAGAUACAGUUACUUUGUUCCGCUUUUCUUUAUGUUCUUGAACCCUUUCCCUGAAAGAGCAAAAGAUACUGUUUCAGGACUUUUGUAAAGGAAACCUAGUAAUUUUUAUUCCCAGAGCUUCGGCAAGCUAUUUGUGGCUAGUGAACUUGAUUCAAAGGCUUCGUUCUGAGGUAUAGUUCUUCUUUUCCCCUUUUCCCCUUGUCCAUGAACCCACCCCCUGAUUAGGGCAAAAGAUACUGUUUCAGGACUCUUGUAAGGAAACCUAGCAAUUCACAGUUCCAGAGUUUCUGGAAGCUAUUCAUGGCUUAUGCACUUCAACACAAUACCUUCUUCAAUGUGAUUUUUUUUCUUCUGCAUUUCCUUGUAUUCCUGGACCUUCUUCAUAAAGAAAGAACUGUAUCUUCUUUCUUCCUGCUAUCUCCAUGUUCCAGGGCCCAUUUGCAUAUAAGGUACUAUUAUGGUAACUUUGCCUUCCAAUGGUAACUACCAUGGUAACAAUGAUCAUCAGCCAAUUAAAAUCAUCAAGGAUUCCAUGAAAGAUACCAUUGGAUGGCGAAGAUGCCAUGAUAAUAACUCAUAUGCGAUCGGACCCAGAGUGACUAGUUUUCCUGUUCAUGAAACAUGUAUCAUUUUGGUUGUUUGUGGUCGCGUUUUGGGAAGAUAGGUUUGUCUUUGUGUUUCUCAUACGAUUUCUGAUAGUUUAUGUCAAUUCAUGAAAAUUAAUUUAAAAACCACAUUUCUCAGGCCUUUUAAUUAUUUGAAGGAUUUUGAUUUGGGAAGGGUUGUAUUUAUUUCAUCGCUUAUAACUGUGUGAGAAACACAAGAGAUUAGUGAUUUUUCUCAGUCGCGACGGGGACGUAUUCUACAAUAUAGAAAAUCUAUUGUCAAAAUCCCUUCAUGACGAAGCAGUCUUUGUCGGAAAAUCAGUGAAUCAAAACAGCAGUUUCAUCCUGGACUCGGGACGAACGAGAUAUUUUUUUUUUUUUCGUCAGCUCAGAAUUUUACGACGAUCAGCUGUCUUGGUUCGCCAAUUUUCAACAAAGGCCUCUCAGCUGUUCAUUGUAAUUUGACAGCAUUUUCAGUAAACUUUCUAUGUUGUAUAUAGAAUCCGUGCCCAUCGGGAUUGCAAAAACUUGCUAAUGUCAAAUUGGGACUGGGUGUCAUACUCCUCGACAACUGUUACAGGAAGCAAAUAAAAAAGAGUGUAACUGUAAAAGAGUAAACUGUCUGUAAUUUACAUAGAUGCAAUGUAUUAGCACAGCAGGAUCAUUGAUUUUCUCUGAAUUUUGGCAUGGAAAAAGAUUUGUGACAGUCCUGUAAACAUAUUUUACCCCUUGCCUGCUUAGAACUGGGUGGUCACUGUACAAAACCUAUGGGAAUUACAGACUACUGUAGUCAAUGGGUUAAAAUCAAAGUUUUGGUUAGUAUAACACUUGCUGUCUUUUGUGAAAGUAGGCCCUCAUACACAGUAUCCCAUCUGAAUCAUGUAGACUCUUUGAAUUUGUAUGAUAUUGAAUUGGCAAUUGUUUUUCACCUUUCACAACAAAUUUCCUAUCAAUGACAAGUGCUUGAGUUCCAACAAAGUUGCUCCCAGCCAAUCCGAUUGCAGGGUUUAAGUAGCUUAUAACAUUGCCUGGUAGAGUGUCGUUUGUUGUGGUUUUUGUGAAUCUGGGCCCAUUUAUAUAAGAAUCCAUUCUAUUGGAUGCUAUUAGAAAAAGUAUGAGGCAUUCAGGGGAAUGUUUCAUGGAGCAAGAUGAUGAUAAUAUCCACUGACAUCUAUGAUAGGCUAUUGAAAUCCUUGCAUCCGAUUGGCUGUGGGCAAAUUUGUCAUUGAAAGUCAUUGGCAAAAUACUUUGUGAAAUACCCCUCAGGGCCCUGUAUUACAAAGUGAUGCAAGAGAUUGAAUUUAAACUCAAACUGAUAUUGAUCUGAAUGACUUCAUAAUUUGGGGCCCGUUUCAUAAAGGACUUGCAACUGUCGUUACUUUGCCAUUAUGGCAACUACCAUGGUAACAGGGCUCAUCAGCCAAUCAGAAUCAAGGUUGCCAUAGUAGUUGCCAUAAUGGCAAAGUUACAACAGGUGUAACUCUUUAUGAAACGGGCCCCUGAUAUCAAUCACAGUUUGAAUUUGAUUUGAAUGUACAUGUAUUGCCUCCCUUUGUGAUGGGGGACCCAAAGAAUGAUCUGUCUUUUGAAGCGUGAGAAGUAAUCUUCAUUGUAGGAUGUACCUUGGAAUCUGUACAGAUUUCAGUCAUAGAUUAAUGUUAUUUCAACAAAAAUGAAUAAAGAUAUCCAUAAAAACAAUA
Lytechinus pictus (painted urchin) is the source of this 3510-nucleotide messenger RNA. Its product is annotated as eukaryotic translation initiation factor 3 subunit H-like. The record is from RefSeq and is a predicted model, not a curated record. Bases 51 to 1034 code for a protein of 327 amino acids. The transcript is spliced from 7 exons. Gene Ontology annotation, molecular function: metallopeptidase activity; protein binding; translation initiation factor activity. NCBI's taxonomy places the organism in Eukaryota, Metazoa, Echinodermata, Echinoidea, Temnopleuroida, Toxopneustidae. Gene Ontology annotation, cellular component: cytosol; eukaryotic translation initiation factor 3 complex; eukaryotic 43S preinitiation complex.